This is a messenger RNA of Oikopleura dioica, 537 nucleotides long. NCBI's taxonomy places the organism in Eukaryota, Metazoa, Chordata, Appendicularia, Copelata, Oikopleuridae. The record is from the annotation of a GenBank genome assembly.
AUGGGAGUAACAGUUGUCUUUCAAUGGGAGCUUGUCGAUGGGCAAACCCACCAGCAAGCAAUUCAAGAGCUACACGGAAGAAUCAACAAUACAGGAGCAGUGCAAGAGGGGAAGUUUUACUAUGAAUCGAAAUUCUACCAAGCGUCUGAUUCUUCCACUACUCGAGGGAAAACUUUUUCUAAAGAUUUUUACACACUGAAGACUUCGGAAUACCCGGUUACCGUCUUUGCCAGAGUAGAUGAUUCGACAAAAGAUAAAAAUUCGUGUAUCCAAUGCGAUAGCCCGAUGGAAAGUCUACUAAUCAAACUCCGCGAGUUUUUCACACCGAAACGAACUUUCGAAAUCAGAGGAACAAGAUUCAAACUUGCGGACUUUUGGAUAAGACCUGGAAUCGUCACGAGUAGUGGAUCGAAUAAAUGUGUUACGGUUGAAAUUGAAUACACUCCAAGCUACUUUGCUGAUGAUUGCUGGCCUUUGUUCUCUGAGCUUGGGUCGUAUAUUCUGAACCGGCCGAUUGAUGAGAAACCGCCGACAUGA